CGCACUGCGCGCCGCCCGCAGCGGCCCUGAGCCACUAUCCCCGCACGCUGCCUGGGAACCGGAGCGCAGAAGCGCGCGCGCCUGGAAGCGAGACCCAGAGAAGGAGCGGGAAGCAGAGCGCAGCCGCCGCCGGGCCCUGCGCGCCCCGGGAGCGCAGCGCGGCCCUGCCCGCGGGCUCCGGGUGUCCGCGGGGCGGCGCCGCGGAACAUGACGGCGCCCUGGGCGGCCCUCGCCCUUCUCUGGGGAUCGCUGUGCGCCGGUUCCGGGCGAGGGGAGGCUGAGACUCGGGAGUGCAUCUACUACAACGCCAACUGGGAGCUGGAGCGCACCAACCAGAGCGGCCUGGAGCGCUGCGAGGGGGAACAGGACAAGCGGCUGCACUGCUAUGCCUCGUGGCGCAACAGCUCGGGCACCAUCGAGCUGGUGAAGAAGGGCUGCUGGCUAGAUGACUUCAAUUGCUACGACAGGCAGGAGUGUGUGGCCACUGAAGAGAACCCCCAGGUGUACUUCUGCUGCUGUGAAGGCAACUUCUGCAAUGAGCGCUUCACCCACUUGCCGGAGCCUGGGGGCCCAGAAGUCACGUACGAGCCACCUCCGACAGCCCCCACUCUGCUCACGGUGCUGGCCUAUUCGCUGCUGCCCAUUGGAGGCCUCUCUCUCAUCGUCCUGCUGGCCUUCUGGAUGUAUCGACAUCGAAAGCCUCCCUACGGCCAUGUGGACAUCCAUGAGGACCCUGGGCCUCCACCCCCAUCCCCUCUGGUGGGCCUGAAGCCACUACAGUUGCUGGAGAUCAAGGCUCGGGGUCGCUUUGGCUGUGUUUGGAAGGCUCAGCUCAUGAACGACUUUGUGGCUGUGAAGAUCUUCCCACUUCAGGACAAGCAGUCGUGGCAGAGCGAACGUGAGAUCUUCAGUACACCUGGAAUGAAGCAUGAAAACCUGCUGCAGUUCAUUGCUGCUGAGAAACGAGGCUCCAACCUGGAGGUAGAGCUGUGGCUUAUCACAGCCUUCCACGACAAGGGCUCCCUUACGGAUUACCUCAAGGGGAACGUCAUCACGUGGAAUGAACUGUGCCAUGUGGCAGAGACGAUGUCACGAGGCCUCUCGUACCUGCAUGAGGAUGUGCCGUGGUGUCGUGGCGAGGGCCACAAGCCUUCUAUCGCCCACAGGGACUUCAAAAGCAAGAAUGUCCUGCUAAAGAGUGACCUCACCGCGGUGCUGGCCGACUUUGGCCUGGCUGUUCGGUUUGAGCCAGGGAAGCCUCCAGGGGAUACCCAUGGACAGGUUGGCACCAGACGGUACAUGGCCCCUGAGGUGUUGGAGGGAGCCAUCAACUUCCAGAGAGAUGCCUUCCUGCGAAUCGACAUGUACGCCAUGGGCCUGGUGCUGUGGGAGCUUGUCUCUCGUUGCAAGGCUGCAGAUGGGCCUGUUGAUGAGUACAUGCUGCCCUUCGAGGAGGAGAUUGGCCAACACCCUUCACUGGAGGAGCUUCAGGAGGUAGUUGUCCACAAGAAGAUGAGGCCCACCAUUAAGGAUCACUGGCUGAAACACCCGGGCCUGGCUCAGCUCUGCGUGACCAUCGAGGAGUGCUGGGACCACGAUGCAGAGGCUCGCCUUUCUGCAGGCUGUGUGGAGGAGCGGGUAUCUCUGAUCAGGAGGUCGGUCAACGGCACUACCUCGGACUGUCUCGUCUCUCUGGUGACAUCUGUCACCAAUGUGGACCUGCUCCCUAAAGAGUCCAGCAUCUAAGCCCAGGACACUAGCGUCUCUCCAGACUCAGUGGAUCUGAAGAAAAAAAAAA
Messenger RNA from Arvicanthis niloticus (Nile rat), 1798 nucleotides. RefSeq names its product activin A receptor type 2B (gene Acvr2b). The record is from RefSeq and is a predicted model, not a curated record. Gene Ontology annotation, biological process: cellular response to growth factor stimulus; protein phosphorylation; activin receptor signaling pathway. Gene Ontology annotation, cellular component: plasma membrane; activin receptor complex. Gene Ontology annotation, molecular function: activin binding; ATP binding; activin receptor activity. NCBI's taxonomy places the organism in Eukaryota, Metazoa, Chordata, Mammalia, Rodentia, Muridae.